Plectropomus leopardus (leopard coralgrouper) is the source of this 3954-nucleotide messenger RNA. It is a transcript of the gene esr2b, whose product is annotated as estrogen receptor 2b. The record is from RefSeq and is a predicted model, not a curated record. Gene Ontology annotation, biological process: regulation of DNA-templated transcription; estrogen receptor signaling pathway; cellular response to estradiol stimulus. Gene Ontology annotation, cellular component: nucleus. NCBI's taxonomy places the organism in Eukaryota, Metazoa, Chordata, Actinopteri, Perciformes, Serranidae. Gene Ontology annotation, molecular function: zinc ion binding; steroid binding; nuclear estrogen receptor activity.
UGACACGAUAGGAAUGGAGAAGCACUCGGAGGAAUAACGCGAGGGAAUAAGCGCCGAGUCCCCCGUGAUGCCCGUUUAUAGUUUCACUUUUGCGCGUCGCGGCUCUUGUUUUUCUGCCUUCACUGACUGUUUGCAGCUGCAACAGCAGCGGCAACGGAGGCGCUGAAACCCGUCAAAAGUCUAAAAACAGCACCAGAUAUUGUCCUCUGAUCACCUGCUGGACCGAGUGGCAGGUUUUAUCCACAUUGAAACAUGCAUUAGAAGGUCCAGCUGCAUCAUCAUAUUCAUCAUCGCUGCAAAUUUCUAUAUUACAUUCCCCCUGCCAUGGCCUCCUCUCCUGGGUUGGAUGCUAACACGUUACCACUGCUUCAGCUACAGGAGGUGGACUCCAGCAAAUCCUCAGAGAGGCCAAGCUCUCCUGGUCUCCUGCCCGCCGUGUACAGCCCUCCUCUGGGCAUGGACAGCCACGCCAUCUGCAUCCCCUCUCCGUAUAAGAACAGUAGCCACGAGUACAACCACAGCCAUGGACCUCUGACCCUCUAUAGCCCAUCUGUGCUUAGCUAUGCUAGGCCGUCCAUCACUGACAGCCCGUCAUCUCUGUGCCCACCUCUUAGCCCAUCAGCUUUCUGGCCCUCCCACAGCCACCCCAACAUGCCCUCACUGACUCUGCGCUGCCCUCAGCCUCUCAUCUACAAUGAACCCAGCCCACAUGCACCAUGGCUGGAGCCCAAAACCAACAGCAUCAACACCAGCAGCUCCAUCAUCAGCAGUAACAAGCUGCUGGGGAAGAGAUCAGGAGAAGGAGAGGAAGGCGUCAACUCCUCCUUGUGUUCAUCCGCAGCAGGCAAAGCUGACAUGCACUUCUGCGCUGUGUGCCACGACUACGCCUCGGGUUACCACUACGGUGUGUGGUCCUGUGAGGGCUGCAAGGCUUUCUUCAAGAGGAGUAUCCAAGGACAUAAUGACUACAUUUGCCCUGCCACAAAUCAAUGCACUAUCGACAAGAACCGACGUAAAAGCUGCCAGGCCUGCCGCCUACGUAAAUGCUACGAAGUGGGCAUGAUGAAGUGCGGUGUAAGGCGUGAACGCUGCAGUUAUCGAGGGGCCCGACACCGCCGCGGUAGACUCCAGCAUCGGGUGCCCACAGGCAGGGGUUUGGUGAGGGUGGGGCUGGGUUCACAGGCCCAGAGGCAUCUCCACCUGGAGGCUCCUCUCGCCCCCCUCGCCCCUCUCCCUCAGGCCAACCACGCACACAAUCUGGUCAUGAGCCCAGAGGAGUUCAUCUCCCGCAUCAUGGAGGCGGAGCCUCCAGAUAUCUACCUCAUGGAGGACCUGCAGAAGCCCUUCACCGAGGCCAGCAUGAUGAUGUCCCUCACCAACCUGGCAGACAAGGAACUGGUUCUCAUGAUCAGCUGGGCUAAAAAGAUCCCCGGCUUUGUCGAGCUGAGUCUAGCUGACCAGAUCCACCUGCUGAAGUGCUGCUGGCUGGAUAUCCUGAUGUUGGGCCUGAUGUGGAGGUCGGUGGAUCAUCCUGGAAAACUCAUUUUCUCUCCAGACUUCAAACUCACCAGGGAGGAGGGACAGUGUGUGGAGGGCAUCAUGGAGAUUUUCGACAUGCUGCUGGCAGCCACCUCUCGGUUUCGUGAGCUGAAGCUUCAGAGGGAGGAGUACGUCUGUCUGAAGGCAAUGAUCCUCCUCAACUACAAUCUGUGUACGAGCCCCCCUCAGACAGCAGAGGAGCUGGAGAGCAGGAACAAGCUGCUGCGCCUGCUGGACUCUGUGAUCGAUGCUCUGGUCUGGGCCAUUUCCAAACUGGGCCUGUCGACCCAGCAGCAGACUCUGCGCCUUGGACACCUCACCAUGCUGCUCUCCCACAUCCGCCACGUCAGUAACAAAGGCAUGGACCAUCUGUCCACCAUGAAGAGGAAGAACGUGGUGCUGGUGUACAACCUCCUCCUGGAGAUGCUGGACUCCAGCACGUCCAGCAGCAGUCAGCCGCCGUCCUCGCCGAGCUCUGAGACUUACUCUGAACAGCACCAGUAUCCCCAACCGCCGUCUCACCUGCAGCCGGGCUCAGACCACACCCUCGCUGACCACACCACUGUGCCUCCACGCGGACCCGCCGAAGUCCAGAUGCUGGACAGACACCUGCAGCCGCUGUCCCUCCAGUCCUCGCCUCCAUUUCAGAGUUUAGUGGCGGCUCACAUGGACACUAACGAUUAUAGCCAUCCGGAGCACUGGUCAAUGGACACGGGAGACGCAGGUCCAUCAGUGGAACCAACAGACUACAUCAUCGCUGAACGAGUUGCCAUGGAAACUGCCUGAGAGGGGGUGACAGGACUGAAAGAGACUAAAUGAACCUUUAAUGGCUUUCCACCCCCCAAAGAUCGAGGAGAGGACAUUAAAAAAGGAUUUUAAAAAAGUGCUUUUGUGAGGUAAAUUUUUUUUCCUGUCGAGAUGUUUUUAGUCUUUAAAAAAAAAUGUUUUUGAUUGAUGUAUAUUUUGUGUGCGUAAAUAUUUCUUGUGAAUGUGCACUACAGUCGGUGUUCGUGAGGACAUCGCUGAACCUCUGCCAGUCAGUUUGAACUCUUUUUUUGAUAAACAGUAUUUGUAUCUUGUUUUUCACAUUGGUGUAACAUCCAGAACAAGCUGUCUACAGUCUGCAGUGCAUGUGGUCAACACGGUUCACAUCCAUUUCCACAAAGGGUUGUUAUAGCUAAAAAAACAACAAAAAACGGGGUGGUGUUUUCUAUCACACUGUGGUGUUUUUCUCCUUCACUUCUACUGUGUACUUUGGUGUUUUAAUCGGUGCCUGUUUGGGAUUUUUCUACUCUCUUUGUACAAACUACACGUUUCAGUGGAGUCAAGAAGCGGCACUUCGUGGCCUUUUAACAUCAUGACUGUUAACUUGAGCUUUUUUGUCUGUUCAUCCGGUUAAACUAAGGCUGGAUUCACAUAAUGUGACAUCUGUUCUCGGCACCAUAGACUUUAUAAAAGAAGCGGAUGUUAACAUCAUGGCGUCACCCAUUGAGUUGUUGACUUCUGUUGUAAAGCUUUAAAUUUGCCAUUUUGGCAUCUAGGAUUUUUUUUUUUUAGCCAGAAGUGACCAUUAUUGGACAAGAGGGUGGAGCUGUGGAAGAGCAAGUUUUAGAUCAGACUGAUAACCCCACGACACACAUGAUGGCAACUUUUUAAUUGCAAGUUGUUAGCCACUCCCUAUUGCAUACCAAUAUAUCGUCAAUUUCGUUAUAUAUGGCAACAUAAUUUACAAAGUGAAAUUCAUGUUGCACCGAAGAAAACUAAAAACUCGUGAUUGAGACAGUAAAGGAAUUAUGAUAGUGUUUACAGAGUUCACCAUUUAAAGAGGGAUAGACAAUCUUGACUUUUUAAAUUUUUUUUUACAACCAGUGGAUUAGCCCCCUGCUGGCCAUUUGGAAGAAUUCACAAAAUGCCCACAGUCGUAAAAUUUACAGAAAAAUUCUGAAAUUCGAAAAACUCUUUUCCAGGCCAGAAUGAUUUGGAAAAGUUUAGAAAACAUAUUUUUGAAAAUUGUUUAAAAUAGGUUCAUUAAACAUGUCGUAACGUUUAAAAUUAUAAUUUUAAAAUGAAUUGUUGAUUUAAAAUCUGGUGCUGCGUUGUGUGACUGUUAAAACAUUAUCUCUAUCAUAUGAUACACAUAUAUUUAUUACAUUUUAUUAAGGCUUAAAAUGAUGCACAAUCAAGAGCUGCUUUGAAUGGCAGUUUGUCAGGUUCUUAGUUAAAACCAUCCCCUCGCUGCUCCACAGCUCGAUACUCUCGUCCAAAUGACAGAAAGAGGCUUCAAAAUGUUUCAUGUUCAUAAACUAAAGGGUGAUGUCAUGAUGGGUUUGUCCAUUUUUUAUACAGUAUAUGAUUAUCUCUAGAAAGAAUUGUGCACUACCAAAAUAAAAAGUUGCUUUACAUUUCUAUAAAACA